Molecule: messenger RNA, 2133 nt
Organism: Rotaria sp. Silwood2
Lineage: Eukaryota; Metazoa; Rotifera; Eurotatoria; Philodinida; Philodinidae
Source: the annotation of a GenBank genome assembly
AUGAGUCGCUAUAAACAUUUUAACGAUGAGCUUAGCACAGCUGAUAUUAAUGAAGCAGAUGCUUUGCCUGAACUUGAUGUUGAUGAACCACAUCAAUUAGAAUUUAAACUUCAACUUCGUAAUUAUGCAUCAAAUACGAUUUCUCCAACAAAUAAACUUAAUUUAAAUCGUCUAAAAAUUUGUCUUUCAAGACGAACACGUCUUGAACGUUAUUUGAUUAUAACAAAUCUAAUACUAUUAUGUUCGGUAUUUUUAAUUUUUCUAAUAUUUUGUUAUCGUCAUAAAGAUAAAAAACAGCCUGAACAAUUGUGUUUAACACCUAUAUGUGUUCAAGUAUCAUCAUCAAUUUAUUCGGGAAUGAAUCAAACAAUACAUCCAUGUGAUGAUUUUCAUGAAUUUGUAUGUGGUCGUUGGAUGAAAACAAAUAUUAUUCCAAAAGGUCAUUCAGGAUGGUCAACAACAAAAGAAUUAAGUAGAAAAAAUCUUAUUAUACUUAAAAGUAUUCUUGAACAAAAAUUACUAAAUAAUUCAUUAUCAGUAUUUAAUGCUGAGCAUGAAGCUAUUAAAUUUUAUCAAUCAUGUAUGAAUAUAAGUGAAAUUGAACGACAAAAAGUUCAACCAUUAGAAAGAUUUUUAAAAGAUAAUUUUAAUUUAACUAUAAAUGAAUGGAUUGAUAUUGAUAAGAAUCAAACUUGGCAAAGUUUAUUUGUAUUUUUAACAAAAGUACUUUCGACAAAAUAUGGCUUUUCAUAUUUAUUACCAAUAUCUAUUGGACCCGAUGAUAAAAAUUCAACAUGGAAUGUAAUUCAUAUCAAUCAACCUCAACUUGGUCUUGAUAGUCGAGAUUAUUACGUGAAUUCAACUGUUAAUAAUCGAAGUGAUCCAGAUACAGAUGCAAGAAAUAAAAUUAUUCGAGAUACAUAUAUAAAUGUUGCUUCAGCAUUAUUACAAUUACUUGGAUUUGAAAAAAAUCAAUCGGAAAAACGUAUUAAUGAUAUUAUUCAAUUUGAAAUUGAACUUGCAACAAUUAGCUUACCAAUGGAAACACUACAAAAGCCAAAUGAAACGUAUUAUUUAAUGGCAUUAAAACAAUUUCAAGAACAAUAUAAAUCAAUAGGAUUAGAUGUUUAUUCAUUACUUAAUGAUAUGUUAAAUAUAAAUGCAUCAAAUCCAAUAAAAUUAACGGAAAAUGAUAAAAUAAUUGUUUUAUCACUUGAACUUAUGUCAAAAUUAUCAUCAAUUUUAACAAAUUAUUUAUUAACACCUGAUAAAAGUUAUAUUGUUAUUGAUCAUUUAUUAUUUUCACUUAUAUUUGAUUUAAGUUCACAUUUAUCAACUGCAUUUGAAAAAUUAACAUUACCUUUAUUUAAAGAAUUGUAUGGAAUGGAUUCAUUACCUGAUAGAUGGGAAUAUUGUGUUAAAGAAACUGAUGCUGCAUUUGGUUAUGGACUUGGUGCUCUCUAUAUUAAAGCAGUUUUUGGUGAACAAGAUCGAAAAACAGCGAAUGAAAUAAUUACAAAUAUUCGUCAAAUGUUCGAUGAAAAUCUUAAUAAACUUGAAUGGAUAGAUGAACAGUCAAAAACUGAAGCAAAGAAAAAGUUAAAAAAAAUUACUGAAAAAGUUGGUUAUCCUGAUUUUAUAAAUAAUAAAACAAAAUUAAAUGAACGUUAUGCCGGUUAUUCUAUGAUUGAGAAUGAAUAUUUUAAUAAUGGUAUUAAAGUAUUAGAACGUGAACGUCGACGAUCUCUCUUAAAAUUUCGACAAAAAGUUGAUCUUACCGAUUGGAGUAUGACACCACGAACAGUAAAUGCUUAUUAUACACCAUCCGCCAAUGAAAUUGUUUUUCCAGCUGGUAUUCUUCAACCACCAUUUUUUCAUAAGAAUUUACCUAUAUCAGUUAAUUAUGGAGCAAUUGGAACAGUAAUUGGUCAUGAAAUAACACAUGGCUUUGAUGAUCAAGGUCGAGAAUACGAUUCUGAUGGAAAUAUGCGUUCUUGGUGGACAAAAUUAGCAAUGGAUAAAUUCGAAGAAAGAACGAAAUGUUUUGUUCAACAAUAUUCAAGUUAUGCACUUGAUGGACAAAAUGAAAAUGGGCAAAGAACAUUAAGUAAUUUGAAUUUUAUUCUUUCAUAA